AACUCUGUUUUUCGAAUUACUCACUUGGAAAUUUCAAUCUUUUAUCCCAAAGAUUCGAUCUUUUCUUCGGAAUUUGAUAGAAAGAAGAAAAGAGAAGAUUUUUGAAGAAAGAUCGAAGAAAAAUGCAGGAUCCAGCAGCUUAUUACCAGACGAUGAUGGCGAAACAACAACAACAACAACAACCACAAUUUGCAGAGCAAGAACAGCUAAAGUGUCCUCGUUGUGACUCACCAAACACUAAAUUCUGUUACUACAACAACUACAAUCUCUCACAGCCUCGUCACUUUUGCAAAAGCUGUCGUCGUUACUGGACUAAAGGCGGCGCUCUCCGUAACGUUCCCGUCGGUGGUGGUUCUCGCAAGAACGCAACCAAACGAUCCACUUCUUCUUCUUCAUCUUCUCCUUCUUCGAACAGUAGCCAAAACAAGAAGACGAAAAACCCGGAUCCGGAUCCUGAUCCACGUAAUUCACAAAACCCGGAUAUAGAUCCGACCCGGAUGCUUUACGGGUUUCCGAUCGGUGACCAAGACGUGAAAGGUAUGGAGAUUGGUGGAAGCUUUAGCUCGUUGUUGGCUUCUAAUAUGCAGCUUGGUCUUGGAGGAGGGAUCAUGCUUGAUGGGUCGGGCUGGGAUCAUCCGGGUAUGGGUUUGGGUUUGAGAAGAACCGAACCGGGUAAUAAUAAUAAUAACCCGUGGACCGAUCUUGCUAUGAACAGAGUGGAGAAAAACUGAAGAAACAAAGAAGAGAGGGGUAUUUUGGUAAAUUAUGCAAACUGAUUUUGGGUGACUCAAGCCAUCACGUAGACAAUGAACAGUUUCGAUCAUG
This is a messenger RNA of Arabidopsis arenosa, 825 nucleotides long. The record is from the annotation of a GenBank genome assembly. NCBI's taxonomy places the organism in Eukaryota, Viridiplantae, Streptophyta, Magnoliopsida, Brassicales, Brassicaceae.